This is a messenger RNA of Drosophila yakuba, 2272 nucleotides long. Its product is annotated as acid phosphatase type 7. NCBI's taxonomy places the organism in Eukaryota, Metazoa, Arthropoda, Insecta, Diptera, Drosophilidae. The transcript is spliced from 4 exons. Gene Ontology annotation, molecular function: acid phosphatase activity; metal ion binding; protein binding. The record is from RefSeq and is a predicted model, not a curated record. The coding region runs from base 328 to 1707 and encodes 459 amino acids.
CUAUCGAUAGUUGCGAUAGCCAGCGACCAAUCGAUUCCAACUGGCAUUUGCUCUUCGCCGGCCAAGGUCACACUGCACCCGGAUUGUUUUUGUUGUGUUGUGGCUGCGCUUAUAAAUUGCUGGAUAUUUCCAUAUUAGUGCUCAUUUUUUGUUGUUCCCGCAAGCGUAUUUGUCGUUUUCCCCGUUUAACUCCAUCGACUCCCGGAGCAGAGGGUCCGCACUUUGACAACGACGCAAUUGUGAUUUGGCAAUGUUUUUGCUGACUGUUUUUGCAUUACUCUGACCUAUCGACGUGCAACAACAACAAGUAACUAGCGAACGGUAAAAAUGCAGCAACUGCAAUUUGCUCUGCUGACGUCGCUGCUCCUGCUGCUGCUUCUUCCGGGAAUUAGGAGCACUGCCACCGCCCAGGAGCAGGAGGUCAACAUUGUGCACUAUCAGCCGGAGCAAGUGCAUCUGGCCUUUGGAGAACGCACCGAUAGCGAGAUAGUCGUCACUUGGUCCACGCGCAGCCUGCCGCCGGAUCAGGAAGUGGGUGCGGUCAGCGUGGUGGAGUACGGUCAACCGGUAGACGGACAGGUCAGGCUCACACAACAGGCCCGGGGAACGGCCACUAGAUUCGUGGACGGCGGUCACAAGCAGGCCACGCAGUUCAUCCACAGGGUGACGCUUAGGGACCUGGAGCCAAAUGCCACGUACUCCUACCAUUGCGGUAGCGAUUUUGGCUGGUCGGCAAUCUUCCAGUUUCGCACAGUGCCCUCCGCCGCCGUUGACUGGUCGCCAUCGCUGGCUAUCUACGGGGAUAUGGGCAAUGAGAAUGCCCAAUCCCUGGCCCGAUUGCAGCAGGAGACGCAGCGCGGCAUGUACGAUGCCAUCAUCCAUGUGGGUGACUUCGCCUACGACAUGAACACGAAGAAUGCGCGCGUGGGGGAUGAGUUUAUGCGGCAGAUCGAAACAGUGGCUGCCUACCUGCCAUACAUGGUGGUUCCCGGCAAUCACGAGGAGAAGUUCAACUUCUCGAACUAUCGUGCCCGCUUCAGCAUGCCGGGAGGCACGGAGAACCUGUUCUACAGCUUCGAUCUGGGACCCGUGCACUUUGUGGCUAUCAGCACGGAGGUCUACUACUUUCUCAACUACGGUCUAAAGCCGCUGGUAUUCCAGUUUGACUGGCUGCUUGCGGAUCUGGCCAAGGCCAAUCUGCCAGAGAAUCGGAGUAAGCGCCCGUGGAUCAUCCUAUACGGCCACCGACCCAUGUACUGCAGCAACGAGAACGACAACGACUGCACCCACUCCGAGACUCUCACGCGGGUCGGCUGGCCCUUCGUACACAUGUUUGGAUUGGAGCCACUGCUGUACGAGUUUGGCGUGGACGUGGCCAUCUGGGCGCACGAGCACUCCUACGAGAGACUCUGGCCCAUUUACGAUUACGAGGUGCGCAAUGGAACGCUGAAGGACUCGCCGUACGAAGAUCCCGGUGCCCCUGUGCACAUCGUCACGGGAUCAGCCGGCUGCAAGGAGGGAAGGGAACCGUUCAAGGGCAAAAUACCCGAGUGGAGCGCAUUUCACAGCCAGGACUACGGCUACACACGGCUCAAGGCCCACAAUCGCACACAUAUCCACUUCGAGCAGGUGUCGGACGACAAGGACGGCGCCAUCAUCGAUGACUUUUGGUUGGUGAAAUCCAAACACGGAAGCUACCGAAAUUGAAUGAUCAUUCCAUACCUGAACCGAAUCAAUUCAAGCUAAAGGAGUCUCCAGGCAUUACACGCAUCAAUAGCAACAGGCAGUAUUAGUAGCGCACAUUCGCCUCGACCUGAUUCGAUCACAAACUAUAGCAAUAAGCGUGGCAAAUUCCUUAUAUCUAUUCCAAAUAUCUCAACCCAGCCCGGAACAAACUACAGUUUUAUACUUAGCCAAUUUUACAAGCGCAGCAUUUACACACGUGCAAGCACUUUCGAAAGCAUUUAACAUUAGCUGAUGAAAACUAAAAUUAACUUAGUUUCUUAUCUCUCUCGUAUGCUACUUUAUGUACAACAACUGGUACUCGGUCUCUGCUGUUUUAGGUAAUGUUUUAAUGUGUAUGGGAUGUGUUUGAUAUACUGUACUUCUUAGGAACUAUGUCUACGCACCAAGGGCUAUGCACCCGAUCAGUUUUUAUUCUCCAUAAGUACAUGUAAUCCGAGUACCGGGUGUGUUAUAGUCAGGGCAAUACGACUGUACAUUGAUUGUUGUUUAAACACCAAGUAUAUUUACAAUAAAUGUCUUGAACGUA